UUGGGCUCUGCGGGGAUGAGGGGCGUCGCCCUGGCGGGCAGGAGGGCGGGGCGGGGAGACACCAGCCGGGCUGAAGAUGAGACGGGGCGGCACUUGCAGAGGGAGCAUCCAUCGCGCGGGCUGCCGCUACUGUUGUGUACAAUGGCUUGGCAGAAGAUGCUGUUUUCCUCCUGCCUGUUGACUGUGUGUCUCACGUGGGUCUUGGCUAAGCCUCCCCCCGACAAAAAGGACCGCGUCCACCAUAACCAAGACUUGAGCGACCACCCUCACGAUGACAACCAAGAUUUCCAGUAUGAUCACGAAGCCUUUCUGGGCAAGGAAGACGCCAAAACGUUUGACCAGUUGACUCCUGAAGAGAGCAAGCAGCGGCUUGGGUAAUUGGAACUCUGCUGUU
Molecule: messenger RNA, 394 nt
Organism: Podarcis muralis (Common wall lizard)
Lineage: Eukaryota; Metazoa; Chordata; Lepidosauria; Squamata; Lacertidae
Source: RefSeq, a predicted model, not a curated record